Podarcis raffonei (Aeolian wall lizard) is the source of this 2953-nucleotide messenger RNA. It is a transcript of the gene PLA2G4F, whose product is annotated as phospholipase A2 group IVF. NCBI's taxonomy places the organism in Eukaryota, Metazoa, Chordata, Lepidosauria, Squamata, Lacertidae. Gene Ontology annotation, biological process: glycerophospholipid catabolic process. The record is from RefSeq and is a predicted model, not a curated record. The transcript has 20 exons. Gene Ontology annotation, molecular function: calcium-dependent phospholipid binding; calcium ion binding. The coding region runs from base 76 to 2625 and encodes 849 amino acids. Gene Ontology annotation, cellular component: cytosol.
GACGACUCGGCCCAACCUGCGCGGAGGAUUCCCCGCUCUUGGCUGGCUGUGGCCGCGCUCAGAAAAAGGCUCCUCAUGUUCCGGCAGGUGCUGCGGGGCCGCUUGUCGCCCCACAUGCUGCCCCUCAUGGCUGCCGUGCUGCUGGAGCGGAAGGGGAGGAAAGAGACGGGCUUCUAUCACUGGAGGCGGGAGAAGCACCCUUACUAUAACCUCACAGUGAAAAUCCUCCGAGCCAGAAACAUUAAAGGAACAGAUCUUUUGUCUGAGGCAGAUUGCUAUGUUGAACUGCGUAUGCCAACUGCAUCACCACUCACUUACCGAACGCGAGUUAUUGACAACUCCAGUGAUCCAGAAUGGAAUGAAACUUUCCACUAUAGAAUUCACAAUGCUGUCAAGAACACGCUUGAGUUGACACUCUUUGAUAAAGAUGUUCUCUUAAGUGAUGAACUUACUUCUCUCGUGUAUGAUGUGACAGCGAUGAAGACAGGUCGCCCUCUGAAACAAACAUUUAAACUAAAAGAGGACAAAGAAGAGCUGGAUGUAGAGUUUCUUCUGGAGGAAAGCAUGGAUGCUCCUGGUGAAGUCAUCACAAAUGGUGUCCUUGUGGCGUACCCUUGCCUUUGCGUGCAAGGGGUUAUUAACAAAGAUGAAAAGCCACCUCUGAGAGAGCAGGGAAGCAGACUGUUCAAGCUCUCACUUCCAGGCGCCUAUGAGAAGCAGCUGUCCAUUCCUUGCAAAUCGGACUCCGAUCAGAGUUGUGGAAACUCAUUUGUCUUUCAUGUAGGCCAAGGGAUGUGUUCAGAACUGGAUGUGGAGUUAGAGCGAACCAUUACCAUCCUUCAGGAUGGAGUGAGCCCAGACUUUGAAGAGCAUAGUACAAUUCUUGGAUCAGGGAUUGUUCCAUUGCAGUCCCUUCCUCUGGGAAAGGAAGUUGAUAUGGCUGUUUCACUAGGAAAGGAUUUAAGUGUGGAUCUACACGUGAAGGCUGAAAAAAUGACAAAAGAUCUUGAUGUACGUCUGGGUUUUGAUCUUUGUAAAGAAGAGAAACAGUUUCUGGACCAGAGGAAGGAAAUAGUAUCUCAGGCACUAAAGAAGACGCUGCAAUUGAGAGAGGACCUUGAUAAAGAAGAGGUACCUGUUGUAGCAGUCCUAGGAUCUGGUGGAGGCAUCAGAGCACUGACAUCAUUUUAUGGCAGCCUGUUUGGGCUUCAGCAACUAAAUCUUCUUGACUCUGUCACGUAUCUCUCUGGGAUCUCAGGCUCUACAUGGUGCAUGUCAAUGCUGUAUAAAGAUUCUGAGUGGUCCAGUAAAGAUCCCGGAGACUUUAUCAGCACUGCCCGGGAUAAAAUGUCAAGCAGUAAAGUAGGAGCUUUUUCUUCAGAGCAGCUGAAGUAUUACUUUCAAGAACUGGUUGCAAUGGAGAAUGCUGGACGGAAAGUGUCUUUCACAGACCUGUGGGGACUUAUUGUAGAGUUUUUCCUACAGCAGAAGGAAGACCAGUCAAAGCUGUCUGACCAGCAAGAAGCUGUGAAACGGGGGCAGAAUCCCUACCCAAUCUAUGCAUCCGUUAAUGUGAGGCCCAAUGUUAGUGGUGGUGACUUUGCAGAAUGGUGUGAGUUCACGCCCUAUGAGGUUGGAUUUCGCAAGUAUGGUGCUUUUGUCCGAACAGAAGAUUUUGACAGCGAGUUCUUCAUGGGGCGACUGAUUAAGAAACAUUCUGAGCCCAGGAUCUGCUACCUGCAGGGAAUGUGGGGCAGUGCCUUUGCUGCGAGUCUGGAUGAUGUAUUUUUGAAGGUGGUUGGUUCAGGACUGAGCUUUCUAGAAUCUCUUGGUGAUGUUGUCAAAGUUAUUGAUGACUGUCGACGAUCCCAUCUCCGGGAUCCUAUGAGGCUGAAGACCCGUCUGGUUAUACCUGGCGGACCCUUGAUACAAAUUUUCCAGGACUUCUUCAAGUCUCGUGUUACAGCUGGGGAAACUUUCAAUUUCAUGCAAGGAUUGUACCUGCACAAGGAUUACGUCAGAGUCAAUAAAUUUGUGCUCGGGAAAGGUACUCAUUUAGACGCUUUCCCUAAUAAGUUGACUCCAAUGGAAGAAAGUCUGUACCUUGUGGAUGGUGGCUUUUCCAUCAAUUCUCCCUUCCCCUUGGUACUGCAACCAGAGAGAGAUGUUGAUGUCAUCCUAUCAUUCAAUUAUUCUUGGGAAGCGCCGUUUGAGGUCUUAGAAUUGACUCAGAGGUACUGCAAAGAACGGGACAUUCCUUUCCCAGAAAUCAUCUUCACCAAGGAAGAUAAAGAAAAUCCCAAGGAAUGUUAUAUGUUUAUGGAUGCUGAGAAUCCCAAGGUUCCUAUAGUCCUUCACUUCCCUCUCGUUAAUGACACCUUCCACAAAUACAAAGCACCAGGAAUAGAACGUGAAUCAGAAGAGGAGAAAUCCUUUGGUGAUUUUGUGAUUGGAGGAAUAGACUCGCCAUACUGGACACUAAACUUCACCUAUGAACCGGAAGACUUUGACAAACUGCUAGAAUUGAGUCGCUAUAAUGUACUGAAUAACAAGGAAGCUGUUUUUAAAGCAUUAAGUAUGGCUUUAAGCAGACGAAAGAAGAAAAGAGGAUUAGGGUUUCUUUGAAAACUGGGAAGUGAAUGGAUUGCAGUGCUUUUAUGAAAGAUCCCACUAGAAAUGAAUGAAUCUUUGCGGGGUCCUUUUUAUGUGAAUGGAUGUUGCACUGCGAAAUUCUCUUCUGAUUGCACUGGAAACUUAAGUUUACAUACAAAGAAAGCUGUUCUUUCCUUUUUCUGUUCAGUAAGGAAAAUUUGCAGUGGAUUAAACUUGGCAGUAGGUUUCCAGUGCUACAGGUCCAAUAUUUAAGAAGUCCAUUUCUGAAUGUCCACUGGGGUACAUAUUUCAUCUGAUAUCAGGGUGGGGAAAUCUGAGAACCAUUUUAUAUUUAUUUUUA